CAACAUGCCAGCAACUACGAGUCCAGCGCAAUAACCGUUCUAAUCAUGCAUGUCGUGCCUAUUGUUUGCCUACGCUCUAAAUGCCUCAUCUUCUAACUGAACGUGACGCGGCUAUACACGGAGGCAGGGUACACCGACUUCUCUGUGUUCUCGUUGUGACGACAAGCGCCUUGACAGCCGGCUCGACCUCCUCCCUCGCGGUUGAGCCAACACCCCCAUUUGGAAGCUGCGCAUCAUUGAUAAAGGGACGGCGCUAGGGUGCAGCGAUGACAAGAGAGUGCACGAGCAGGAAAUAAUCAAGAGGGCAAUUAAGAGCAAUUUGCGGAAGCGAUUCGGUUACCUGGCCCCAACCGCGGUGUUUUCAUGGGGUUUGGUUCACAGGGAGUGCUGCGCAUAAUCAACACCGCUAAAAGUUCCAGAAAUGGGAAAUAUUUGCAACUUGUGUAACCACGUUGGACCAUGAUGUUGUUUGCAUAGUUGAAUCAGUAACAGGCACAAAAACAGACUAUUCCUCGGCUUGCCCACGUGAUGCAGUUCAGAUGGCAUGCGCAACUAAAAGAACAUCAGCGGCAGAAACCAGUGCACGAGAAACAUUUUUCAUUGACGGCCUCAGGAGGGGGUUCCAAGAUUAGAGACGAGAAGAGAAGAAGAGACGAAAACGACUGAGCUACGCCUGAUUAAUGCAUGUUCUUCUUACGCACGAUGUAGAUGAGGGAGCUUCUCCAGGCUACACCACCAUAAUCCAUCUGAUAGUGCGGUACUAUGUUUAUGACAGAACUGCCUGUUGUGGUUGCAAAGAACUUUAAGUGCAGGGUCAGACGACGAACUCUGGAGUUUCAGCAUGCAGGCGUUAUGCCCAAUAAUUAUAUUUUUAACAAUACUGGGUCAGACAAGAAUGAGUUCCAUGCGCAAUGAUAUUUUAAGAAUUCCGAUACCAACAGAGCCCGAUGAUCCCAAGUUGGACCCGAACGUCGUCUGUCGAACGUAUCCGGACUUGACCCCGGAGCAGUUCGAAAUGUGUCUCCAAUACCCGGAUGUAGCAGCGUCUGCCAUCCAGGGGAUCCAGAUCGCCAUGCAUGAAUGCCAACACCAGUUCAUGGAUCACCGGUGGAACUGCUCUUCGUUAGAAACUAAGAAUAAAAACCCGCAUUCUAGCCCGUUCUUAUCAAGAGCAGGAUUCCGAGAGACCGCUUUUGCCUAUGCUAUCUCUGCAGCGGGGGUGACCGCACAAGUUGCAAAAGCAUGUGCCAUGGGGAAACUAGUAUCCUGUGGAUGCGACAGUAGAAUCCAAGGAAAAAUAAACCCUACAACCAAAAAAUGGGAUUGGGGAGGAUGCAGUCAUAACGUCAAUUUUGGAGAAAGUUUCACAGAAAAGUUUCUGGAUUUCAAGGACAUUGUUCAUUCCGACAUCCGGGCCCAAAUAAAUUUACACAACAAUAGGGCCGGGAGACUGGUAAGUAAUUUUGUGUAA
Lingula anatina is the source of this 1471-nucleotide messenger RNA. RefSeq names its product protein Wnt-10a-like. NCBI's taxonomy places the organism in Eukaryota, Metazoa, Brachiopoda, Lingulata, Lingulida, Lingulidae. Gene Ontology annotation, cellular component: extracellular region. The record is from RefSeq and is a predicted model, not a curated record. Gene Ontology annotation, molecular function: cytokine activity; frizzled binding. Gene Ontology annotation, biological process: canonical Wnt signaling pathway; neuron differentiation; multicellular organism development.